ACGUCCUUUCGCCGCCAUCUCUAUUGCGCGAGGCAGUUGUCUGUACCUUUCGUUCCGUUUGACGCCGAUUCGCUUGUUCCGCCAUCGGGUUUACAGCAAACCCAGUUAAUCUCCAGACUGGCAGACCUACCGCAAACCAACUUCGUCAUGGAGCGUGAUUAUGGGCAUGGUGCCUAUGGCCAAAGACCUAUGGAUACAUAUGGAAUGGAGAAACAGAGUGACAGGUUUGGACCUUAUGAGUCUUAUGACUCCAGGUCUUCUAUGGGUGGGCGAGAUCUGUACAGAUCUGGCUAUGGUUAUAGUGAUCCCGAACAAAGCCACUUCGGAGAUAGUUAUGAUGGUCGAUAUGAAAACCCCUACCGGAAUAGCGUUGACUCUUUUGACGGUAGAAACCAGGGCGGGUCUAGCUGGGAUUCAUCUUUCACACGCUCAAAAGUGAGGACUGGGUUUAUGGAGGACAGAGGAAGAGAAACUUACUCUUCCUACGGCAGUUUUUCUUCACCCUAUAUGAAGCCUGCGUCAGUAGGCUCUCGGGGGAGAGGAAUGCCUGCAUAUCACGACAGUGCGUUUGGCGGCAGAAGCAAUGAUGCUUUUGGAGGACCAUCAACAGGCAGAGGCCGUGGCAGAGGACAAAUGGCAGACUAUGGUAUGAUGCGCAGACCUGGCUUAGUUGUAGACUAUAAGAACCAGCCAAGUGCUGGAAUGGCGAGAGGAAUUAAGCGGAAGAUGGUACAACCCUUCAAGGCCCCUGGUGCUUUUGGCAAGAAACCAAAGUUGGCAAAACCUGGACAGAUCCAAAAUGUUAAAAGUACUCAGCCAGCUGAACCUGUUAAUGAAGAGGAGGAAGAGAAGCGAAGAACAGAAGCACGGAGAGAGAAACAAAGACGCAGAAGGGAAAAGAACAGCGAAAAAUAUGGAGAUGGGUACAGGAUGGCAUUCACAUGUUCAUUUUGUAAGUUCCGGUCAUUUGAUGAAAAAGGUAUUGAAGAACACUUGGAGAGUCCUUCUCACAAAGAGAUGUUGGAUCACAUUCAGAAACAGACCAAAUUUGAUAAGCCUGUAAUGGACUUUUUACAUGAAUGCAUUGUUAACAAAUAUAAGAAAACUGCAGCACGGAAAUCCCAGGCUUUGCAGAAUGAAGCCGCAAAGGCAGUAGAGAAAGAUAUUAUGGAAGGUGUUACACCAGAUGAUCAUAUGAUGAAAGUAGAGACUGUGCAUUGUAGUGCCUGCAGUGUGUACGUCCCUGCAUUGCAUAGCUCUGUCCAGCUGCACCUCAAGUCUGCUGACCAUUCAAAGAGUAAAUUGGCCUACAAGGAUCAGAUAAAAAGGGAAAGUAUUCUAACUGCAACAAGCAUCUUGAACAAUCCACUUGUAAAGGCAAGAUACGAGCUUUACUUGAAGGGUGAAAAUCCUUUUGAAGCUCAAUCAGAGGAAUCGGCAGCGGAACCUAUUACUGCUACUGCCGCUGAAGCUGAAACAGAAGACUUUACGUCCGACCCACUGGCUGCUGACACACUUCCUUCUGCAGGAGAAAUUUAAAUAUCUGGCAUUGUAACAUUUCUCAACAGAAAUAUCCUUAAAGUGCCAUCUAAUUUAAGUCUGGUGUUGUGGGCAUUUGACCUUGUUUCUCGGUUUUGUAUUUGAUAAGAAAUAUUUGAUUAUAUUUGCAUAUACAGUAAGUUUAAGUUUUUCAUGCAAUUUUAAGAUGUAAUUCUUUUGUUAUUGGUAAGGGUUAACCUUGAUGUUAAAACUUCAGUUUUAUUUUUACUGUUAGCAAUGCUAGGUUCUAUUUUUUAAUCUUAACAUUCUGUGAAGUCUUGGAAUUUGUGUAAUGUAAAGCAGACUUAAUGUUUCUCUUGUAGAAUGGCCUGUGACACAAAGUAAUGUGACAGUGUAAGCUUUUCUACAUUUUGCAUUGUUUCCAAUUUAGAUCUUAGUGUCUCGGAUAACCUUAAUAAAUUUCAACCAUGAAUUCCAGAUUUCCAUCCGGCAUAACUUCCUGAGAUUUGGUUUUGCUCCUUGGGUGAAGCCUGUAUGUUGCACAAAUAAACCUGAGCAGAUCGAUUAUGUUCAUUCCUCUGAAAGCUUAAUCACAUUAAAAAAAACAAACCCUUUUUUAUAA
Messenger RNA from Spea bombifrons (plains spadefoot toad), 2122 nucleotides. RefSeq names its product zinc finger protein 326 (gene ZNF326). The coding region runs from base 148 to 1539 and encodes 463 amino acids. Lineage: Eukaryota; Metazoa; Chordata; Amphibia; Anura; Pelobatidae. The transcript is spliced from 10 exons. Gene Ontology annotation, molecular function: DNA binding. Gene Ontology annotation, biological process: regulation of DNA-templated transcription elongation. The record is from RefSeq and is a predicted model, not a curated record. Gene Ontology annotation, cellular component: nucleus; DBIRD complex.